UUCUGUCUCUGGGUCUCACACGCAACUGCUGGUAGUCUCCGACUCGGACUCCCCCCUCAAGCUCCUGGCCACGUGGAACGCCAAAGCUCUUUCAGUCGCACACGAAUAUACAUAUAUAUACCCCCUGUUGCGACACCCACCCAAAGCACCACCAACCCUCGACCUAGGGUUUUGAGAACAAACCCUUAGAAAACCUAGAUCUAAUUCCUCGAUCACACUCUCCUUCCUCAGAUCUCCCUCCUCAGAGAUUAAAUAUGGUAUCGGACGCCAGCAAGAAGAAGGCGGCGCAGAAGAAGGCUGCCGCGGCGGCCAAGAGAGGAGGCAAGGCCGCGGCUGCAUCUUCAAAAUCGGCGGCGGGGGUUUCUUCCGAUUCUCAGAACGGAGCUGAGAAAUUGGCGAAUGGAUUUGAUGCUUUUGCCAUAUCCGAUCGGACGUGUACCGGUGUGCUCUGCUCGCAUCCGCUCUCCCGAGAUAUCCGCAUAGAAUCUUUAUCUGUUACGUUUCAUGGGCAUGAUCUCAUAGUCGAUUCUGAACUUGAGCUUAACUAUGGCAGACGUUAUGGAUUGCUUGGAUUAAAUGGGUGUGGGAAAUCUACACUUCUCACUGCAAUAGGGUGCCGAGAGCUUCCAAUACCUGACCACAUGGACAUUUUUCAUCUCACGAGGGAGAUUGAAGCUUCUGAUAUGUCUGCACUAGAGGCUGUCAUAAGCUGUGAUGAGGAGAGGUUGAGAUUAGAGAAAGAAGCUGAAGUUUUGGCUGCACAGGAUGAUGGAGGUGGAGAACCUCUUGAACGAAUUUAUGAGCGUCUGGACGCCUUAGAUGCAUCAACUGCAGAGAAGCGAGCCGCUGAAAUCUUGUAUGGUCUUGGAUUCGAUAAGCAGAUGCAGACAAAGAAAAGUUGUGAUUUUUCUGGUGGCUGGAGAAUGAGAAUUGCUUUAGCACGGGCUCUCUUUAUGAACCCAACUAUCCUGUUGCUUGAUGAACCUACUAAUCAUCUUGAUCUAGAAGCUUGUGUCUGGUUGGAGGAGACUUUAAAGAAGUUUGACCGAAUCCUAGUUGUGGUUUCACACUCCCAGGACUUCUUGAAUGGUGUCUGCACAAACAUUAUCCACAUGCAAAACAAGAAAUUGAAGAUGUACACCGGUAAUUAUGAUCAAUACGUUCAGACCCGUGCUGAACUAGAAGAGAACCAGAUGAAACAAUACAAGUGGGAGCAGGAGCAGAUUGCUUCAAUGAAGGAAUAUAUUGCUAGAUUUGGGCAUGGUUCAGCGAAACUAGCUCGCCAGGCACAGAGCAAAGAGAAAACAUUGGCAAAAAUGGAGCGAGGUGGACUUACUGAGAAGGUGUCGAGAGACAAGAUAUUGGUCUUCCGCUUUGUUGAUGUGGGAAAGCUUCCACCACCAGUACUUCAAUUUGUGGAAGUGACAUUCGGUUAUACGCCUGAAAAUCUUAUUUACAAGAACAUUGACUUCGGGGUAGACUUGGACUCAAGGAUAGCUUUGGUGGGACCCAAUGGAGCUGGCAAGAGUACACUGCUGAAGUUAAUGACAGGUGAUCUGUUUCCUGUUGAUGGCAUGGUCCGGCGGCAUAAUCACCUGAGAAUUGCACAGUUCCAUCAGCAUUUGGCUGAGAAACUUGACAUGGAACUGUCUGCACUUCAGUAUAUGAUCAGAGAGUACCCAGGGAAUGAGGAGGAGAGGAUGAGGGCAGCAAUUGGAAAAUUUGGACUGUCUGGUAAAGCCCAGGUGAUGCCAAUGAAGAAUUUAUCAGAUGGGCAAAGGAGCCGAGUGAUCUUUGCAUGGUUGGCUUACAGGCAGCCCCACUUGCUGCUGCUGGAUGAGCCAACUAAUCACUUGGACAUUGAAACAAUUGAUUCUCUUGCUGAAGCACUGAACGAGUGGGAUGGGGGUCUGGUUCUUGUUAGCCAUGAUUUCAGGCUCAUAAACCAGGUUGCCCAUGAGAUAUGGGUGUGUGAGAAUCAAGCCGUCACCCGGUGGGAGGGUGAUAUUAUGGACUUCAAGCGGCAUCUGAAGAGAAAGGCUGGUUUAUCUGAAUGAAUCAACCGUGCGGGGCAAAGGGCAGGUUGGGGCCAACUUUAGGGAUAAUAUUAUUAUUAUUAUAAUUAUUAUUGUCAGUAGUAAACCCUGGCUUACAUAGUAUUUACAGUUAAGCCGGUGUUCAACCGCUUCUGAGUAAAGUUCUUAUCUUAUGGAUUAUAAGAAAGACACGGACCAGCAGCAGCAGGCAGAGCAGAGGUAAUGAAGGCUUUUUGGUUAUUCUGGUUAUUGUUUCAAGUGAUAUUUUUAUAUUGCUCAAAUUAAUGGUAAUUCCUUCCCAUUGCGAAUGCGAACCAUCUUGUACCAGUGUUUCUAUUCCAUGAAAAUGACAUGUACUGGAGAGCUUAUUUGUUUUCUUAAAUAUUAUCUUUUAUUCUUA
This is a messenger RNA of Juglans microcarpa x Juglans regia, 2436 nucleotides long. Its product is annotated as ABC transporter F family member 1. The coding region runs from base 255 to 2057 and encodes 600 amino acids. Gene Ontology annotation, molecular function: ATP binding; ATP hydrolysis activity. The record is from RefSeq and is a predicted model, not a curated record. The transcript is spliced from 6 exons. Lineage: Eukaryota; Viridiplantae; Streptophyta; Magnoliopsida; Fagales; Juglandaceae.